UAUAUUUUAUAUUACUUUUGGUUGUUUGUGCACUCAGUAAUGAAAAGUGUAAUAAUAUUUGUUUAAAAGCCUAAUAAUAUCAUGAUUUUUGGUACAUCAUCUUGAUUCAAAUUAUGCCUGUGUAAUGCUAGAAAACAUUUCUUUGUGUGUCAUCAAAAUCGAAAUCGAUUUGGAAGCCAGCGCAGAGUCAGAGGGCGCCGUUUCCUCGGAGCAUCCAACCAAUCCGCGUGUGCAAAAGGAGCGAGAACGUGAUCGUGGACUUCGCCAGACUCGCGACAUUGUCAUUGAGACCUACUCGAAUCAACGUUGGACACACGAAUUGAGCACGGAAUCGGGAUCAGAGAUUGAGAGCAACAAGAUGAACUGGGCUGCUGCACUGCAGCAGCAUACCAAUAGCCCCACGGCCGGAAGCUCUCGUGAGACGACUCCACGCAGUGGCGAUGACUCACAGAUGGGUACAGCCUCGAAUUUUCCAAAGGAAAUCGGCUACUUCUCGGGUAAUCCCAUUGUUGAGGUGACCAAAGGCAUCAUUCAUCUGUACAAGAAGAAUGAACGCAAGGCCAUAAAGGAGGCGCCAUCGAAUCAAUUGUGUCUUCUGGCAGUGCCGGCGACUUUAAACUGCCAUGAUUUGCUUAACUUUAUCGCCCCAUGUCAUGCCGAGAUCAGGCAUGUGCAAAUUGUGCGGGAUGGCAGUCCCAAUCAAUUUAUGGUGCUGUUAGAAUUCCGUUCGAACGAAGCGGCGCUGGAAUUCUAUAAAUCCUACAAUGGCAUUGCCUAUAACUCACUGGAGCCGGACUCACUUUGUCAUGCUGUCUGGGUGUCGGAGGUGGAGCGCGGGGAGCAUGGUCUGCCACCGUUGGGACACACUGAGCUGCCCACGUGUCCAGUGUGCUUGGAGCGCAUGGACGAAAGUGUUGAUGGCGUCUUAACCAUUCUGUGCAAUCACGCUUUCCACGCCAGCUGCCUGAUGAAAUGGGGCGACUCGACAUGUCCAGUGUGCCGUCAUGUGCAAACUCCCGAACUCGUCGAGGAUUCGGUGUGCAUGGAGUGCGAGGGCACAGAUUCGCUCUGGAUUUGUUUGAUAUGUGGGCACGUGGGCUGCGGUCGUUAUCAGGGUGGUCAUGCGGCAGCUCACUAUCGUGCCACAAAUCACACCUUUGCCAUGCAGCUGGGCACGUCGAGUGUGUGGGAUUAUGCCGGCGACAACUUUGUGCAUCGCCUGUUCCAAAAUAAAUCAGAUGGCAAGCUUGUCGCCUCCCAAACGGAGAAGGAUGAGCGCGAAGAGAAGAUCGACUCGAUGCAAAUGGAGUUCACAUAUUUGCUAACCUCACAGCUAGACACGCAGCGCAAGUACUACGAGGAGCGCAUGGAACGACUGGAGCAGGAGUGGCAGAAUUUUAAGACCACUGCAAAUGAAACCAAGUCAGAGAUGAGCGAGCUCCAACAGCAGCAACAGACUAUGCAGAAGGAGAAACAGAAUCUGGAACGGAAACUGGCAAAUCAUACAACAAAGCUCAAGGAAAUGCAAAAGCAGCUGACUGAGGAGCGUGAGUUGUCGAAGGCCUUGCAGACCAACCAAAGCUCCUGGCACAUCAAAUACAAGAGCCUGGAGCAGCAGUACAACGAGUUUAAGCACAAUCACGACAAAGAAGUCACUGAUCUCCAGGAACAGCUGCGGGAUGUCAUGUUCUUUCUGGAUACCCAACAAAAAAUGGCCAACACAGAGCUAUCGGGCGCCUCAAUCACCGGCGUCAGCGACAAGGAUCCGGAUACCAGCUCGCGACGUGGCAAUCGCCGUAAGAAAAAGGAAUAAACAACACAGAAAUAAGUCUGCUCUAGUUAAACAUUUAAGCGUAUUGAUUAACACAAUAAAAUGAUCGUAGAAUUCGAUGUUCGAAUUUAAGUUAUAAAGUUGGUUCCACUCGAUGUGUCUUUAACCACUCCCAAGUUUAUUUAUUAUUUGAGAACGCAACAACACUAACAAAAAC
Messenger RNA from Drosophila innubila, 1988 nucleotides. RefSeq names its product BRCA1-associated protein. The coding region runs from base 125 to 1813 and encodes 562 amino acids. The record is from RefSeq and is a predicted model, not a curated record. Gene Ontology annotation, molecular function: zinc ion binding; ubiquitin protein ligase activity. Gene Ontology annotation, biological process: Ras protein signal transduction; protein ubiquitination. Gene Ontology annotation, cellular component: cytoplasm. NCBI's taxonomy places the organism in Eukaryota, Metazoa, Arthropoda, Insecta, Diptera, Drosophilidae. The transcript has 5 exons.